Lodderomyces beijingensis is the source of this 2094-nucleotide messenger RNA. NCBI's taxonomy places the organism in Eukaryota, Fungi, Ascomycota, Pichiomycetes, Serinales, Debaryomycetaceae. The record is from the annotation of a GenBank genome assembly.
AUGUCCAAUGGUUUUAAUUCCAGUUUCAAUUUCUAUUUGUUUGAAGACAUUUCGCCGCUAGAUAUUACCAUACUCAUAGCUAUCGGUCUCCAUAGUUCAUAUAAAACGCGCGAGGACCUAUCGCCACGGGAUCUACUCCAGAUCUGCAGACUAGUAGAACACAAGCUAGAGCCCGAGGAGAUACCCAAAUACAAUGACUUGGGUACAUUUCUCACCAUUUUUGAUUCGCGGUUUGCUCAUAUUUUACAAGCCGAAUCGUGGCGGAUCCAAGAUGUUGAAGAUUUGAAUCUGUUGAUUCGACACCGGCGCGAAUCGUUGUCGGACUCGUCCAACGCCGUGGUGCGGGACGCGGUGGGUGUCAAUUGGAAAAUUGGCGCCAAGUCCGUGUUUGGCACGUUUGUCAUGCGUGUUUGUGCCCAGUAUGAAUUGUUGGAGUUUGAUGGGUGUGCUCAACUUUACCAAUCCUUUGUUGGGUUUCGAGAAAGCACCAGCACGAAAUUUGUUAAUACUAGGACCCAUUAUCGUCACCACGAAGAACAAGAAGAAGAAGAACAAGGACAAGACGAAGUGAAUGAUGAUGAUGAAGACGAUGAUGUUGUUGGCGAACGGCUAUACAACGCGUUGGAACACCAAUUGAGCAAGAUUGGAGCAAAGAGGCUGCGGAACAAAAAGAGUGCCGCGGUGACUAUUUCGCGAUCCAAGCUCGAUAUGGAGAAAUUGGUUGAUCGGCAGAUUGCCGUGUUGGAAAGCCACGGCACGCCCACGCCGGGGUACUUGCGCGAAAUCUUGAACAUGAUGACCAAUGUCGGGACAGGGUCCGGCGGACACGAGCCCAACUUCCAUGCUGUUCCUUCGUGCUAUUACUUGAACUACUUGGAGCAUCUAGCAUGCUCAGAUUACAACUCUGCUGUCGACUCAUUACACCAGUAUUUUGAUUACAUGGUGUCGAACAAUUCAAAAUACUUUUACCAUUUCGCUUUGGUGUCCAAGGCUUCACUACACCUGUUUUUCGGGGAGGAUAAACAGGCAAUCGAUGCUAUAGUUGAAGCGAUCAGCGUUGCUCGAGAAAACAAAGAUAAUGCAACGUUGACCUAUAUACUUAGUUGGUUUUACAACUUUAUGCAGAAUAAACCCUGGUUGUGGCAGCUGCAGGAUUUGUUCAGUAAAGAAAGUCAAGAACACCUAUUGGACUUUUUGAUCAAAAAAAGCUCGAGUGUCAAUUCGCUGUUGCUCGCGAUAAAUCUUGGAUUUGAAACGAUGCGUUUAGUUCGCAACGGAUCGUGUGGCGUGGAUGAAUACAUGGGCAAUCUCGCCAAGACCAUGUUUAUUGCUGUGAAUGACGACAUUGGCGCAACGACGUUUGUGCGGUGUGCCGAGUUGGCAUCCUGCGUCUGGCAGAUGGUGGGUGUAACUCCACUAGCUCAGGCAUACGGAGAUUUGGCCUUGCGAUAUAGUUUGAAAUCCUCGGACAAUGUCAGUAUUCUAAGCAGGAGACUCUAUCGCGAGUUUUCGCAGGGCCGAGACCGAGACAAGUGCGUGCUGGAAAUGGCUGAUCUCAAGCUGAGUUAUUUCUUGCACAAUGACGAUGACUCGUUAUAUAACUCGAUCCAGAUCCGGUACUUGAUGAUGCAAGCGAAAAUCAGUUUGAUCCAAGGCCGCGCGCGAAUGGCAAGAGAGUUGAUCUCGGUGUUGCUCGACUCGGAUUGCAAGGACUUGGAGUUGAAGACGGAGUUAUUGAUGCUCGAGAUUGAAGUGUGCAAGGCGUUUGGCAACUAUCUGGAUGCCUUGGAUAAGCUUGCUGCGAUUCCAGUGCUGGAUGGGUAUUUGAUGCUUCGGUUGAACAUUUUGAAGUGCGAGAUUUUCCAUCUUUCAGGCAACCCGUAUCGUGUCUUGUCCACUGUGGUUCAAAGCAUCGAGCUGUGUAGGAGAUUUGGGUUUGUUGCGUUGCUUAUCCAAGCCCAAACGUGUCUUAUUCUGAUGUUGAGCAGCUUGGGUUACGAAAAGGAUGCCGCGAGAUUGAGAGAUGAGAUUAUGCCCACCGUUGAAAGCUACGGCAAUGAAGAUUUCCGAAAGAUGGCUAUAAAACAAACUUGA